GGACGGGCUGUGCGGGUUAAAACGCUGGAAGCCGAGAGCGGAGCCGGACAAGUUUGGUGUUAACUUUUCGCAAGUCUUAACGUCGGAAAUUCGAGCUGAUUACGAAAUUCCGAAGAGGGCGUGAAGGAAAAGCGCAAAGUUCACUUUGGAUGGAGACUGACCCACUCCUCGGGCGCCGACGCUCAUCCUGGUGCAAUUUAGGAAGCGGGGAGAGUCGCAGGUCGGAUUCCUCGGGACCCCGGAGCAGCAGCAGCCGCAACAACAGUGGCAGCAGCAGCUGUACUACUCAGCUAGAUGAUUUGUAUAUUCAGCAAGCUGCUGUGUUUAUUGAAGAUGCAAUACAGUAUCGUACCAUAAAUCAUCGAGUAGAUUCCCGGUCCUUACGACUUUAUCGAUGGUACUACUCGGAGGCUUGUCAAUGGGUUUUGAACACUGCUAUUUUUGUGAUUUUGGCCUUGGCCUUUUUUGAAAAACCUUCAUCUUUGAGUGUUACAUCUGACCCCCGAUUCCGCCAUGUACUUUGGGAGCCACCUUGUGGAUUGACUGAAGGCAUUGAAGCAACUUGUCUUCUCUUAUUCAUUGUUGAUGUAGUGAUAAAGAGCUAUUUAAUAGGAUGGGAAGAAUUCCAAAAGUCAAAAUGGCUGAUUGCCUAUACUCUUGUACUUGCUGCUUCCAUUGUGGAUUGGAUUGUGUCUCUAUCCUUGCUUUGUGAGGAGGAAAUAAGAGUUAGAAGAAUUUUGCGGCCAUUCUUUCUCCUUCAGAACUCAUCGCUGAUGAAAAAGGCGUUUAAAUGCCUCCGACAAACAAUACCACAAAUCACAAGUGUUAUGCUGCUUUUAGUCCUGCACCUGUUGCUGUUCACUAUGAUUGCCAUGCUGCUAUUCACUCGAGACCAGACUGAAGACGAUAAUGAAUGGAAAACCUAUUUUCGGAAUUUUCCAGAGUCUUUGACCUCAUUACUAGUGCUGCUAACAACAGCCAACAACCCUGAUGUGAUGAUCCCAGCUUAUUCAAGAAGUCGAGCCUAUUCUCUGUUCUUCAUUACCUUUAGUCUGAUUGGGACAUACUUGUUAAUGAAUUUAGUGACUGCUAUUAUAUACAACCAAUUUCGUGGAUAUUUACUUAGUUCAAUUCAAACAUCAGUCAUCCGACGAUGCUUGGGAAUUCGAGGGGCAUUUGAGGUACUUUGCUGUGAGCAUCCAACCAAAGCUGGAAGAAGUGAUUCCUUUCGAGUGACUGUAAGUACCAACACAGUGCUGCAAGUCCUGCUGAAAGUAAAAAUGUCUUCAGCGCACAAGCAAGGAAUAAUUAAGCAAGCAAAGGCAUUUACUCAUGACUGUGUUACUGCAGAGCAAUUUCGAGCCCUCUUUGAUGAACUGCACAAGGAGGUGGUGAAGGAGUACCCACCAAAACCAGCAUACCGAUCAUUAUUCUUGCAAAAGCUCCAGACUGUCUUCAGCCAUCGCUUUGCAGAUUAUGUCGGGAACCUAAUGGUUGCAGUGCACUUGAUUUGCAUUUUUGUUGCUUUGGUACAUGAUGCAGAGACGCCCAUUUCUAAACGUGAUGGGUUCUUUUCUGGGGUUGUAAAUGGUUUCUUUGUCUUAUACUACCUAUUGGAAAUGGCAUUGAAAAUCUUUGCUUUAGGCAUUAAAGGCUAUUUUUCAUAUAAAAGCAACUUAUUUGAUGGACUUCUAACUCUAAUAUUACUGAUUCUGCAACUAUCAUCACUUAUACAGUAUGGCCUGCCUCACCCAGGAUGGAAUCCAGAAUUACAUGGAUUACUCUCCGUUUGGGAAACCGUUCGGCUGGCAAAUAUUCUCGUUGUUUUCCGAUUCCUUCGGAUAAUUCCUAACAUUAAGUUGAUGGCUUUAGUUGCUAGUGGCCUAUUUGAUCUAAUUAAGAAUUUGCGAGCUUUUGCUGGAAUCCUUGUGGUGGCAUACUAUGUUUUUGCAAUCGUUGGCGUAGUAUUGUUUAAAGACAAAAUUCCAGCUCCCCAGGACUCAACAAAUGCAAGUCUGAAUGCAAGCAUUUCACUAGAGAAUAAAACACUUCAGUGUGGUACCUAUGAACAGCUGGGUUAUUGGCCCAACAACUUUAAUGACUUUGCUGCUGCUUUGGUCACUCUUUGGGAUCUAAUGGUGGUAAACAACUGGCAGGUUUUCCUGGACGCCUUUUCAAGAUAUGUAAGCCCGUGGUCCAAACUCUAUUUUGUAGCUUGGUGGCUGGUGUCCUCUGUCAUUUGGGUUAACCUCUUUGUGGCUUUCAUUCUUGAGAACUUUAUUCACAAAUGGGAUCGCAGCUACCAUCCAUCCUUCUCUGAUCAGGAGUCAGAGUAUCAGAUGAGCGUGCAGGAUAUGUUCAGAGGUGACCUAGAGGAACCAACUGAAGAAGAUUUGUUGGAGAGACUGCGACAGCAUCCACACCUUCAUCUACCCAAAGGGCCCGUUUAGUUACGUCUGUGUAGAACACAAAUGUUUUGGUGACACGUGACUCCUCAUCCGGGUCAUGCAAUGUGAGGGUGCCUCAGUGGGUUUGAACGUUCUCCUUGAAACAAAACAGUUUGCUGACCUUUAGCAAUUAUUUUGUCUCAAGAUACGCAAGAACAGGAAAUAAAUUGAAGCUGCCAAUGAGCACUUAGUAAUGGACCAGAAAUUUCUUUGCCAUGUACACCUGCAUUGUGUAUACAUACACUGUUUAACUGGGAUUUAUUUUAAAUUUUACUGUUUUCCACUCCAACUUUUAAUACUGACAUUCCUUUUUCAGAUGUUUUGGAAAAGUACUUAAAUCUUUUGAACAAAGUUGGGAAAAUCAUAGCACAUAUUUACAAACUUGAACAUUCACUUAGAGCAUUGAAUUCAAACUGUCCACAUUUUAUUACAUAUGCUUCACUUUUACAGAUCCAGUUGUUUUUUUUGGAUGCUUACUAGUUAAGAAACAAGUUACAAACUACAGCACUGAAGUUGGUGAGAUUAUUCCUGUAAUCAUUAAUGAAUACAUUCUGCACAAUCCCAGGAACCUGUUUGUUAGCUUCUACCCUAUAGAUAAUCUUUAUGAAAGUGCAUUAUUUGAAGUUGCUUGAUGUUUGUUUUUUUUUUUUAAAGCUUGGUCAGUGGAAAAAUAAAUAAAUUAUUUUGUAUGAUGUGAAUUAAAGGCUAUUAUUUUUUCUAAA
This is a messenger RNA of Carcharodon carcharias (great white shark), 3169 nucleotides long. It is a transcript of the gene tpcn2, whose product is annotated as two pore segment channel 2. Gene Ontology annotation, biological process: transmembrane transport; monoatomic ion transport. Gene Ontology annotation, molecular function: voltage-gated channel activity; monoatomic ion channel activity. The record is from RefSeq and is a predicted model, not a curated record. The transcript is spliced from 26 exons. Gene Ontology annotation, cellular component: lysosomal membrane. Bases 150 to 2450 code for a protein of 766 amino acids. NCBI's taxonomy places the organism in Eukaryota, Metazoa, Chordata, Chondrichthyes, Lamniformes, Lamnidae.